Molecule: messenger RNA, 912 nt
Organism: Cornus florida
Lineage: Eukaryota; Viridiplantae; Streptophyta; Magnoliopsida; Cornales; Cornaceae
Exons: 1
Coding region: 1-912 (303 amino acids)
Source: RefSeq, a predicted model, not a curated record
AUGGCAAGAGGGUUGAUCAAGCACGAAGUUGGAGCAGGCAUGGAUACUAUGAUGUGGAUUGAUUUUUGGUUACCAAAUGGUCCAAUUUGUUCUCAGCUGGGCCUCUCUGAGAUGGAAAUUCUUCAACUUGACACAAAUGUUAAAGUGGAUAGUCUAAUUUCCAAUUCUCAGUGGGUUGUUCCAGCCUCCUUUCAGCACAUACAAUUCCUACAGUCACACUCCUUUAACUCCCAAAUCCAAAGCUUGCAACAUCCAUCCCCUCAACCUGACUUGAUUGAAUGGUUACCAAGUCCUCCUAUUGGAAUCUCUCAAAGACACACUAUGGAUUAUUUCAGCCCUCCCUCACUGAUGUUCACUUGGCACAACCUCAUUUGGUUUAAGCAUCACAUUCCCAAGCAUAGCCACAUCUUCUGGUUAGCAAUUAAAGGGAGACUCUACACUCUUGAUACCAAACCAAUGAGGCACAAGCACUACACCAAUGCCUGCUAUCUUUGCAUGUCUGACUGGGAAUCAAUUGAUCAUUUAUUCUUCAAGUGCAAAUUCAGUAUCCUCAUAUGGGAGUUCAUCCAAAAUGUUGCCGGAUUCUACAUCAGACCUGAUUGCUGGGCUGAUCUCAUCUCAUGGUGCUCAACUACAUGGUGCAAUAAAUACUUCAUUACUCACAAGCUCUUUCUGUCUGCUGCUAUUUACUUCCAUUGGUCCGAAAGAAAUGCCAGAGCCUUUAAGAAUAAAUCAACUAGUGCUCAACAUAUCAUUUGUCUUAUUAAGGGCUGCAUCAGAUCAAGGCUUGCUUCAAUGGCAUUGAGGAAGAGGACUGACCUCUACCAGAAAGAGACUAUGGAAGACCUACAUAAACUUUUCCUUGAAGGUUGUGCUUUUGCAGGAGGACAUUCAUGGCGCCUAUCAGAGUAA